Rotaria sp. Silwood2 is the source of this 645-nucleotide messenger RNA. The record is from the annotation of a GenBank genome assembly. NCBI's taxonomy places the organism in Eukaryota, Metazoa, Rotifera, Eurotatoria, Philodinida, Philodinidae.
AUGCACAAGCGUCGAUCUCUCGUGAAGCCGAUGUUAAUUACUACUACCACAGGUUAUAUCUUAGCAGCUUAUGGUCCUUACUUAUCUGAUUCGUCAAAUAAUGAUGCAUCUAUCCAGAAAGAUAUAUUGGUUAACAAUAAAGAUGGUAUUUUAAAUUGGAUUGAUGAACAUGACAUUGUCGUCGUCGAUCGCGGUUUCCGGGAUAGUACAGGGAUGAUGCGAGCCUUAGGGCUUGAUGUAUGCAUGCCAGACUUUCUAAAUGGUCGCCGUCGAUUUGAUGCACUUGAAGCAAAUCGAUCACGCUUUAUCAGCAAGAUUCGUUGGGUUGUCGAAUCGGCUAAUGGUCGGGUGAAACAUUUUAGAUGGUUCAGCCAGACAAUUCAAAACUCAACAAUUCCGCAAGUACGUGAUUAUUUACAGAUUGCUUGUGCUCUUAUUAAUGCUUAUCGUGCUGCUGCUAUAUCUUCAUUUUCAAAUGAUGAUCAAAUUGCUGCUGAGAUGUUAGCGUGUCUUCAUGAACCAAAUUUACUUCGUACACGCCUUAACAAUGAAAUUCUACAUUGGACAACCAAUGAUGCCUCAAACAUUAUCAAUUUUCCUAUACUUACAAUUGAUCAAAUUCGAGUAAUCACCGUCGGUAUGUAA